Molecule: messenger RNA, 1350 nt
Organism: Miscanthus lutarioriparius
Lineage: Eukaryota; Viridiplantae; Streptophyta; Magnoliopsida; Poales; Poaceae
Source: the annotation of a GenBank genome assembly
AUGGCUGCUGCUGCUUCUUCUUCUAGUAGUUGCAGCCGCGGCCGAGUCCUCCCAAUCAUUGCUUCCCUUGUCCCCUUCCUGCUCCUCCUCGUCGUCGUCACGUGCCCGGCCGCCCUGGCCUCCGCGACGCACGGACACGGCGGCGGCAGGAAGCAUGCCGCCGCCCCAGGCGCGCGGCCGCACCAGGCGGUGUUCCGUGCCGGGGACGAGCGGGAGGCGUACAGGAGGAUCAUGGCGCGCAUGGCCAGGAUGGCCAAGGAUUCCAACAUGACAAUCCAGAGCCCCGACGGCGACGUCAUCCACUGCGUGCCGGCGGACCGCCAGCCGGCGUUCGACCACCCCAUGCUCAGAGGCCAGAAGCCCGAGGACGAGCCCGUGGAGAGGCCCAUGCCCAAGGGCGGCGCUGCCGAGGAAGAGGAGGAGCAGGAGGAGGCCGGCGUGUUCCCGCAGGCGUGGAGCGACGGCGGCAAGCGGUGCCCGGAGGGGACGGUGCCGAUACGGCGGACGACGAAGCGCGACGUGCUGCGGGCCAGCUCCGCCCGCCGGUUCGGGAUGAAGGCCCGGGCCAGCAACGCCCGCCGCGACUCCACCAGCAGCGGCCACGAGCACGCGGUGGGGUACGUGACGGGGGACCAAUUCUACGGCGCCAAGGCCAGCCUGAACGUGUGGUCCGCCAAGGUGACGUCGGCGGCGGAGUUCAGCCUCUCCCAGAUCUGGGUCAUCUCCGGCUCCUUCGGCAACGACCUCAACACCAUCGAGGCCGGAUGGCAGGUGAGCCCUGAACUGUAUGGAGAUAGCAACCCGAGGUUCUUCACAUACUGGACGACCGAUGCAUACCAGGAGACUGGAUGCUACAACCUGCACUGCUCCGGCUUCGUCCAGACCAACAACCGGAUCGCCAUUGGAGCCGCCAUCUCGCCGACCUCGGUUUACAACGGCCGGCAGUUUGACAUCAGCCUGCUCAUAUGGAAGGACCCACACCGGGGGAACUGGUGGCUGCAGCUGGGGUCGGGCCCGCUGGUGGGGUACUGGCCGUCGCUGCUGUUCACGCACCUGGGCGGGCACGCCAACAUGGUGCAGUUCGGCGGCGAGGUGGUGAACUCGCGCCCGUCGGGGUCGCACACGCCCACGCAGAUGGGGAGCGGCCACUUCCCCCGCGAGGGAUUCAACCGCGCCGCCUACUUCCGCAACGUGCAGGUGGUGGACGGCGACAACAGCCUCGUCCCCGCCGCCGCGCUCCGCCUCGUCGCCGACCACCCGGGCUGCUACGACAUCCAGGGCGCCUCCAACCGCGCCUGGGGCACCUACUUCUACUACGGAGGGCCCGGCAGGAACGUGCACUGCCCUUGA